AUGAUGGAAUCCAAGGAGAUUUUCCCUGAGCCCAUUACCGAAAUACCCUCGCAGGAUGAUGACAAAGUCGGAACAGUCAACCCUGUUGGCGAGACACUCAAUCGCCACGGAGAGGAAUAUGUGGGAAAAUACCGGCGGUCAUUUCGCUCUCGUCACAUCCAGAUUGUGACAUUGGGCAGCAACAUCGGUUCAGGGCUAUUCAUUUCGACUGGUAAAGCGCUUCGAAAUGCUGGCCCUGGAAACAUGAUCAUCGGGUACACGACUGUUAUGACCAUGGUCGUGGCUACACUUCAAGUUCUGACAGAACUGACGGUCGCUUUCCCGGUCUCUGGAAGCUUAAUCGACUAUGCCGACAGAUUCAUCGAUCCUGCCCUGGCUUUUGGAAUUGGUUUUGGAGAGUGGCUGGCAUGGACAACUGUCCUCGCGGCCGAAGGAGCGGCAUUCAAUGUCAUCAUACAGUACUGGACUGAUGCAGUACCUGUGGCAGCGUGGAUGACCAUCAUUCUGAUCAUUACAUUUGGCAUCCACGCAUGCCCCAACCGCGUCUUUGCAGAGGUUCAGUAUGCUACCUCUGUCCUCAAGGUCGUCGUCCUUUUGAUCUUUAUCUUCACGUCCGCUGCGAUGGUUGGAGGUGCUGGUCCAACGGGAAAGGUGCAUGACGGCGAAUACUGGCGGGACCUUCCAGCCUUCCUCCACAACGUCAAGGGAACGUGUCUCUGCGCCAUCUACGCAAUCUGGGGAGUCGGCGACCAAGUGUACGUAGGGAUCAUGGGCGGCGAGACCAAGAAUGUCCGACACAGUAUGCCUCGCGCAGUGAAGAGCGUCGGUGUCCGGGUCUUCUUCUUUUUCAUGCUUAUCGUCGUCUUCAUUACGCUUCUCGUGCCUCUGAACGACCCCCGUCUUCUUGGUGGCUCGGGCAUCAAUGCCUCUCCGCUGGUCAUUGCGCUGAACGACGCCGGCAUUAGAGGGAUUCCCGAGCUCCUCAACGCCUCGUUCCUCGUCAUCUCCGCAACAGGUGGCCUGGAACCUCUUUACAUCGCAUCACGCGUCAUGCGACACAUGGCACUCUCAGGCAUGCUCCCCAAGAAGCUGGCCCAAGUCGACAACAAGGGCCGUCCUACGUGGUCUCUGUUCGUCACGGCGCUUUUUACAAUCACAUUUACCUACAUCAACUGCUCCAACACGGGCAGUACAAUUUUCGCUUGGUUUUCGAGCGUCGCUUCCACCAUCUUUAUGACCGCAUGGGUCGUUCUCGCGAUCUGCAGUAUCCGCUUCCACGCGGCCAUCCGCGCGCAGAAGAGCACCAUCCUCGAGGGCAAAUACAUGUACAAGGCGCGCUUCUGGCCUGUCGGGCCUAUUUUUCUGGGCGUUGGUGCCUUCUUGGUCCUGGUCGGUCUCUUCGCCGACGCUCUGUAUCCCGUCGGCGGCACGAAUCUGAGCGCAUACGACUUCUUCAUGACCUACCUCGGCGUACCGCUUGUCGUGGUCGCCACGAUCGGGUACAAGGUCAUUCGCCGAACCAAGAUCAGGCGUGCAAGCGAGAUCGACCUGGUAACGGGACACCAGCCCUUGACAGAGGAGCAGGAGAAGUUCCUGGACCAUUACUACAGCCAGCCCUUGUGGAGGAGAAUCUGGAGUUAUAUCUCGACCAGUGAUUGA
Molecule: messenger RNA, 1659 nt
Organism: Exophiala spinifera
Lineage: Eukaryota; Fungi; Ascomycota; Eurotiomycetes; Chaetothyriales; Herpotrichiellaceae
Exons: 5
Coding region: 1-1659 (552 amino acids)
Biological process (GO): amino acid transmembrane transport
Cellular component (GO): membrane
Molecular function (GO): amino acid transmembrane transporter activity
Source: RefSeq, a predicted model, not a curated record